AUUAUAAUGAGAUAAUUAAUUUAAUAGAAACUUGCUUGACUUUCACUUUCGAUUUCUCUUGUAGUCUUUCAGAUAAAAACCUCAGCUUUGAAAAUUUCCCCAAAUAUUUAGGGUUUGUAAUUUCCUUUUAGUUUCCUCCCAAUUCAACACUCAGUUAGGAAAUAAGUCAUUCACAAUUGUCUGAAGGAAUUUGGAAGGAAUGCAACCAAAGUCCAAAAGUUCAAAUCAAUUGGAACCUGAUCCACAUGGCAUUCCACCAAGGUCUUAUUCUGAACCUUGGUGGCGUAAUGUUGGAUAUAAUACAAUCCCACCAGCUGGGACUGGGGUAAAUCCAUCUAAUUCAUCUUCAAUGGAAGGCCUUAAUGGUUCAGAGUCAAAUGAUGGCUUGUCGAUGUCUGAUGAUGAAGUGGAUGAGGAAGAUAAUGAUGCUAACAAAGAAUCACACAAUGCUGCAUCUUCACAAUCAGUUCGACAAGAGCACCAAAACAUGCAGCAAGGUGCAUCAACUGUGCCUACAAUGCCUGAUGAAUGCUUCCAAAAGCCUUCACAGCUUGAACUUGUGGGUCAUUCCAUUGCAUGUGCAUCAAAUCCUUAUCAGGAUCCAUAUUAUGGAGGAAUGAUGGCAGCUUAUGGACAUCAAAUUGUGGGUUAUCCUCCUUUUGUUGGAAUGCCUCAUGCUAGAAUGCCUCUACCCCUUGAGAUGACCCAAGAACCUGUUUAUGUGAAUGCGAAGCAAUACCAGGGGAUUCUAAGGCGAAGAAAGGCACGGGCCAAAGCUGAGCUUGAAAGGAAGCUGAUAAAAGGGAGAAAGCCAUAUCUUCAUGAGUCUCGACACCAGCAUGCUAUGAAAAGAGCAAGGGGUACUGGAGGACGCUUUGCAAAGAAAACUUCUGGUGAUGAUUCCAAGGGCACAGGUGAAGAGAAGGGUAGUGGUUCAGCACCAGUUGGUUCAUCUCAGUCUGGAAGUUCAUCAGGAUCUGAACCCUUGCCAUCUGACUCUGCUGAAACCUGGAACACCUCCACUAGUCAACAAGAUGCAAGAGGGUCCCAGGUGCAUGACACACAUGAUGCUAUAAAUCAUGUGAAUGGCAAUGGCCGCUAUCAGAACAAUGGUGGCAUGCAGGCAGCGCUAUACCAUUCACACCUAGGCAACAGAGCGGAUGAUGGAGACUAUUCAGGCCAGCAAUGGGGAAGCAUCUCAUCAAACCAGGCUUCACAGAGGCCUCUUGCCAUUCAGUGAAACGCUGUGGUUAAGGUGGGCACUAAGAUGUAGGAUCUAGACCCCACUGAUAUAAUAUAGAGAAGGGUUACUACUCUUGGCAACCCAUUGCCAGGCGGGCAAUUCAUCCUUGGCUUCGUUCUUUCGCAUGGAUUGUAGGAAUGAAUGCUUCUUUCAUUAUUUCCAUCUUUUGUUCUGUAGAGUAAUAAUGUUGAAUGAAACUCAAAUAAGUUUUACCCUCUUUGCUUUAAUAUGUGCUGACAGUGUUAAUGGGGUGACAGCAUUGACUUGAUUAGUGUGCCAUUGCUGGUGACUUAGACAAAUUGCUUUUCUGCUUCAGGAGUUUGAGCUAUUACAAAAGUCUUUAGAUGUGUUUUUCCAA
Messenger RNA from Mangifera indica (mango), 1601 nucleotides. Its product is annotated as nuclear transcription factor Y subunit A-1-like. Gene Ontology annotation, cellular component: CCAAT-binding factor complex. Gene Ontology annotation, molecular function: DNA-binding transcription factor activity, RNA polymerase II-specific; RNA polymerase II cis-regulatory region sequence-specific DNA binding. Bases 200 to 1240 code for a protein of 346 amino acids. The record is from RefSeq and is a predicted model, not a curated record. NCBI's taxonomy places the organism in Eukaryota, Viridiplantae, Streptophyta, Magnoliopsida, Sapindales, Anacardiaceae. Gene Ontology annotation, biological process: regulation of transcription by RNA polymerase II. The transcript is spliced from 6 exons.